AUGCCGAUAAUCGAGAAACCGCAUUGGACGCUCAAGGUUGAGCAGACAAAAUCUGCGUUCGCGGAGGGGAAUGCACGGUGGACAAACAGAGAUCUUGAUCCUGUUCCUAGACAUGCGAGGAAAUGGGGGGUUACGAGUUUUAUCUCGUAUUGGGUUUCUGAUGCUUUCAAUGCAGCAACAUGGCAGUUUGCAUCCUCCAUCAUCGCAAUCGGUCUAACAUGGCGCGAAUCCCUCGGCAUAGUCGGCCUCGCCUUCUUCAUCAUCUCCUUCGUCAUCGCGCUGAAUGGCGCAAUCGGCGUCCUGCACCACGUCCCCUUCCCGGUCAUCGCCCGCGCGUCCUGGGGGUUUUGGGGCUCCUACAUCGCCAUCAUAUCCCGCGCCAUCCUCGCAAUCUUCUGGUUCGCAAUCCAAAAUAUGAACGGCGCGAAUGCCGUGCGCGUCAUGCUGGGCGCCAUCUGGCCGUCUUUUCUCACGCUCAAGAAUGGGAUUCCGGCGUCGCAGGGCAUCGAUACCGCGACGAUGAUUUCGUUUUUCCUGUUUUGGCUUGGGAGUGUGCCGUUUCUUGUUAUGCAUCCGAAUGAGUUGAGGUGGCUGUUUAUGGCGAAGAGUGUGGUGGUGCCGGUUGCGUGGGUGGCGAUUCUCAUCUGGGCGUUUGUGGGGACGGAUGGUGGAGGGGAUAUGUGGAAUCAAAAGGCGAAGCUCGAGGGGAGUGCGUAUAGUUGGGCUUUUUUGUCGAGUUUGACGAGUGUGAUUGGGAAUUAUGCUACGUUAUCUGUUAAUCAGUCCGACUUCUCCCGCUACUCCCGUGUAAGCGUAAAAUGGCAACUCAUCUACGUCCCCUUCCUCCCCAUCGUCUUCACAUUCAUCUCCUUCAUCGGCGUCGCCGCCACUUCUGCCGGCGCCGUCAAAUACGGCACGCUGGACUGGGACCCCAUGGCGCUCAUCGCCCACUGGCCCUCGCGCGCCGCCCGCUUCUUCGCCGCCUUCUCUUUCGCCCUCGCCGCCCUCGGCGUAAACAUCUCCGCAAACUCGCUCUCCGCCGCCAACGACCUCACCGCCCUAUUCCCACAGUACAUCAACAUCCGGCGGGGCCAGCUCCUCUGCGCCGUCCUCUGCUGGGCGCUUGUACCGUGGAAGAUUUUAGCGUCAGCAGGCACGUUUCUAAACUUUAUGAGCGCUUAUGCGAUUUUCCUAGGCCCCAUUGCCGCCAUCAUGGUGGUAGAUUUCUGGGUCGUGCAUCGUGGGAAAUACGACACGUUGGCUUUGUACCAAUACCACGGUAUCUACCGGUACACCAAGGGUUGGAACUGGCGUGCCAUCGCCGCGUUUCUCGUCGGUGUCGCGCCAAACAUGCCUGGCUUCAUCAACUCCAUCAACACGAAUAUUCACGUCGGGGUGGGCGAUAGGCCGUACAAGUUUGGGUGGUUGCUGGGGUUUUUUGCGACAGCGGGUGUUUAUGCGUUGUUGGAAAUGGUGGUGGCGCCGCCGAGGGAGACGUUUAUUGAGAAGGCGGUGCUGCCGGAUGAGGUUUAUGAUGCUAAUGGUGGAGGGUUUGUGGAUGAGGGGGUUAGUUUGGGGAGUGGGGAGGAGGUUGCGGGGGAGAAGGUGGGGUGGAAAGAGAGGAUGAGUAAGAUUUUGUAA
Messenger RNA from Pyrenophora tritici-repentis Pt-1C-BFP, 1641 nucleotides. RefSeq lists its product as uncharacterized. Lineage: Eukaryota; Fungi; Ascomycota; Dothideomycetes; Pleosporales; Pleosporaceae. The record is from RefSeq and is a predicted model, not a curated record. Gene Ontology annotation, cellular component: plasma membrane. Gene Ontology annotation, biological process: transmembrane transport; nucleobase transport. Gene Ontology annotation, molecular function: nucleobase transmembrane transporter activity.